Messenger RNA from Prionailurus viverrinus (fishing cat), 2093 nucleotides. It is a transcript of the gene DUOXA1, whose product is annotated as dual oxidase maturation factor 1. The coding region runs from base 452 to 1480 and encodes 342 amino acids. Gene Ontology annotation, cellular component: endoplasmic reticulum membrane. Gene Ontology annotation, biological process: protein transport. NCBI's taxonomy places the organism in Eukaryota, Metazoa, Chordata, Mammalia, Carnivora, Felidae. The record is from RefSeq and is a predicted model, not a curated record. The transcript is spliced from 8 exons.
UGGGGGGGGCAGGGGAGGCGCUCCCCGAAACUCUCCAUAUCGUCGGAUCUGGGCUCCAAGACCAAGAGGAUCGGUGAACGCCCGCAGAGCAGGCCAGGCGUCCGAGCAAGGCAUUCGUCCUAAGACCCUGAGAGUGUCUGUGGCAACCAUCCCCUGGGGUUCCUCGUGAGCUCUCCGGGUCUCAAGCCCUCCAGCCUCGCCCGCGCCCCACCGGUCUCCAGACUGCAUCUCUAGCCUGGUCCUUAAGUGAAUUAGGAGAAGAGGAAGGUUGGAAGCGAGCCCCGCCAAGAGAAAGGGAGCGCAUUCGGUGAUAGAACGUCUGGACCUCGUUCCCGCCCCCAGGAGCGCUGCUUGUGAGGUUCCACAGGGAGGAAGCGAGCGGCGCGGGCUGCCACGCACGCACUGUGUGGAAGGGGCGAAGCAUACGCCUCCCUGUCACAGCCCCAUCAAAAUGGCUGCUUUUGGACACACAUUCCCCUUCUAUACUGGCCUCAAGCCAAUCUUCCCAAUGGACACCACCUUGGCCGUCAUCAUUGCCAUCUUUCUGACUGCACUGGUCACCUUCAUCAUCAUCCUGCCUGGCAUUCGGGGCAAGAUGAGAGUGUUCUGGCUGCUGCGGGUGGUGACCAGCUUGUUCAUCGGGGCCGUGAUCCUAGCUGUGAAUUUCAGUUCUGAGUGGUUCGUGGGCCAGGUCAGCACCAACAUAUCAUACAAGGCCUUCAGUUCCAAAUGGAUCAGUGCUGACGUUGGGCUGCAGGUUGGGCUGGGAGGAGUCAACAUUACACUUACAGGGAUCCCAGUGCAGCAGUUGAAUGAGACCAUCAAUUACAAUGAGGAAUUCACAUGGCGCCUGGGUGAAAACUAUGCUGAGGAAUAUGCAAAGGCACUGGAGAAGGGGCUGCCGGACCCUGUGCUCUACCUGGCUGAGAAGUUCACCCCGAACAGCCCAUGUGGACUGCAUGGCCAGUACCGCCUGGCAGGACACUACACCUCAGCCACACUCUGGGUGGCAUUCCUCUGCUGGCUGCUGGCCAAUGUGAUGCUGUCCAUGCCCGUGCUGGUCUACGGUGGCCACAUGCUGCUAGCCACAGGCAUCUUCCAGCUGUUGGGACUGCUCUUCUUCUCCACGGCCACAUCACUCACACCACCCUGUCCCCUGCGCCUGGGCACUGCUACGCUGCACACUCACCACGGGCCUGCCUUCUGGAUCACAUUGACCACAGGACUGCUUUGUGUGCUGCUGGGCCUGGCCAUGGCAGUGGCCCACAGGAUGCAUCCCCAAAGGCUGAAGGCUUUCUUCACCCAGAGUUCAGGAGAGGAUCCUGCGCUGGAAUGGAAUUCUGAAGAAGGGGGACUCCUGAGUCCUCGCUACCGGUCCACAGCCGAGAGUCCUGAGCCCCAGGACAUUCCCCUGUCAGAGGCUUCCUCUGAGGCAUGCUGUAAGAAGGAGCAUCCCAGAGAGCCUGACUGUACCCUAUAAGGCUCUUCUCCCUGGUGGCCACCCGGACUUCCAGUCUGGUUCCAGAUCUCAUUGGAGCCUCAUAAACCACCAGAAAUGACUGCAGGUUGGGUUGUUUCAGCCCCCCAGCUCCAAUCUAUAGGUGGAGAAGGAAAAAGAGGCUUUUCCUUUUAAAAAGCAAAACAAAAAGCCCUAAUAUGCUAAACAGAAAUUGGAGCCACCCAUAAACCCUGUCUCCCUGGUAAGACCAAGCAAGUGCUGCCUGUUUAUGCACAGCAACCCUGCCUUCUCUUGAUGCCUUGCCUCUUUGAGGUGCCAUUUAUUGAAACUCAGCUUCAUCUACAUAAUGUGUAUGUGUGUGUGUGUGUGUGUGUGUGUGUGUGUUGGGGAGGUUAUAGUGUGAUACCUGUAUGGUCCCUCUUAUCCCUCUUGUUUCCCUUUUUCUGGGUCCCUUUUGUUCUUCUUUUACUUCCCCAACUUGUGUGAUCUCUUGGUACAAUGAAAGUCCUGGGCCAGAGAAGAAACCAAACUUCUUGUCCCAGGAUAUCAACCACAUGUGCUACAUUAUCUUUAAGCUUCACUUCUCAAAUCUGCCAAAUAAGAUUGUAGGUCUUGCCAAGGACCUAAAAAAUAA